AUUCCAGUAUCGCCAUGCUCGAUCAACGUAUCUUCAUCCCCAUCAUUUGGACUACCUUCGUGAUAUCUGGAGCUACUAACGUGGCACGUUUUCUGGUUCUCCGCCCCAUUCUUUCCGUGACAACCAUUCAUCAUUUCUUGUCCCAUUUCAGCAUCCUGCUCCUUGGCACGGGCUGCGCAAUUGACACUUACCUCGCCUUUCAUACUGAUAGGAUUCGCCUCAGUGGUUAUGGAACUCACUUGCAAUACGCCUCUACGGUUCUCAAGAUCACAAGCACAUGGCUUGCGAAGUGCAGUCUGAUGGUGUCCUAUCACCGUCUCAUCGACGGUAAUAUUCCACUUCAUCGGGCGUGGUACGCUUUCGUCUCAACCUCAAUUGCCGCCUAUGUAGCUGGCCUGGCGGCGUAUCCUUAUGUCGCAUCGCCUUGUGUAGCAGAUUGCAUAUUCCCGGGUUAUACAUUCUCUUAUCGCGCGCUCUGGCUGUCAACUGUGUGGGAUGUAGUCAGCAGCUGUGUUCUCAUUGUAUUCCCAAUGGCGAUCCUACUGUCUGCCCGAAUUCAAAGGCGCACUAAACUUCUCGCCGCUACCCGGUUCAGUCUCAUCGGGCUGUGUGUCGUAAUUUCUGUGGUUCGAGCGGUGACGAGCUACAAAAUGGCCGGCCUCGCAAAAGUAUUCUGGCUUCAUCAAUGGGACACUAUUCAUAAUGGAGUUUUUCUGUUUACCAUCAACUUCUUUUCCAUCCGUGCCAGAUAUCUCGGGAAAUCAACGCAUAAUCGCAUCGGAACGAACAAGAAUCGGCACACGACCGCCAGUCUCUCGAACAAUCCUCCUACACCGGGCAUUUCCUCCCGCAUGGAGAAAGCGUUCCAAAGUCCGCAGAGCCACGUUUUGCACACGUCUCCGAUCGACCGAGGACGCCCGAGCGUGUUGCGGAGUACUUUUAGCUGGUCAUCCUCAGAAUCUCACCCACCACCACAAAUCGGUAGCACAGAGCUAGAUAUAGGCCAUGCUAUAUAA
Messenger RNA from Aaosphaeria arxii CBS 175.79, 1016 nucleotides. RefSeq lists its product as uncharacterized. The transcript is spliced from 3 exons. Lineage: Eukaryota; Fungi; Ascomycota; Dothideomycetes; Pleosporales. The record is from RefSeq and is a predicted model, not a curated record. Bases 15 to 1016 code for a protein of 333 amino acids.